AAUAUCCUCCACACGCGGAGAGCGGAGAGUGUAACAGAGCAGAAAUGGCGUCUCAACUCUGUUCCCAUUAUUCUGCAACGGUGGCCUCAGCUUUCCCGCUCUUCUCUUCACCACGCUCCAAAUCUUCCCCAACCCAUUCCAAAUUGGAGCCAGCCAGGUUUAAUUUGAGAUGCAGCUUGGGUGAUGAGAAUUGCUCUCCCUCAGACCAUUCAUCACAACCCAGUGAUAAAGUGGGUUUGGAAACAUCAAUUUCACGACGCUUGUGUCUGACUUGUUUAUGUUCAACAGUAGCACUGAUAAACAUUUCUAGCAGUUCUGUUUCUGGACCUAAGGCAAUUGCUUCAGAAGCAAAGGAGCGAGCUGUUUGUCGGAAUUGUGGGGGUAACGGAGCAGUCAUUUGUGAUAUGUGUGGUGGUACAGGAAAAUGGAAAGCUCUCAACAGAAAACGGGCGAAAGAUGUUUACGAGUUCACUGAGUGUCCCAAUUGUUAUGGUAGAGGGAAACUCGUGUGUCCUGUAUGUUUAGGGACUGGUUUGCCCAACAACAAAGGUCUGCUCAGAAGGCCAGAUGCUAAACAACUGCUUGACAAGAUGUAUAAUGGUCGCUUGUUGCCGAACUCUUAGUUAACAGUGGAAUUACAGAGUAACAAGUUGGUGGAAUGGCACACAACUGAGGGCAAACGGCUGUGGAUAGAGUAGAUAUUGGUUGUUGCACUUUGAACAUGACCUCUUGAGAAACUAUAUGUUCUCUCCUGUGUAUCCCGAUUUUGCUACAGUUUUGGCUUUACAUUUGUAAUUUAUUUUUCUCUAAUAUUUCAAGCACGUCGGUGUAAAUAAACUGAUCUUUCCUGAGGCUUUUCAUAAAUGUAGAGAUGUGUCUUUUAGUUUCUAAAAUUGCUGCAGGCUGUAGACUCCCUCUUGUUAUUAAGCUUUGUAAGCUUUCUAGA
Coffea eugenioides is the source of this 946-nucleotide messenger RNA. Its product is annotated as protein PHOTOSYSTEM I ASSEMBLY 2, chloroplastic. Bases 45 to 623 code for a protein of 192 amino acids. Lineage: Eukaryota; Viridiplantae; Streptophyta; Magnoliopsida; Gentianales; Rubiaceae. The transcript is spliced from 6 exons. The record is from RefSeq and is a predicted model, not a curated record.